Molecule: messenger RNA, 888 nt
Organism: Nannospalax galili (Upper Galilee mountains blind mole rat)
Lineage: Eukaryota; Metazoa; Chordata; Mammalia; Rodentia; Spalacidae
Product: centrosomal protein of 162 kDa-like
Exons: 4
Biological process (GO): cilium assembly
Cellular component (GO): centrosome; centriole; axonemal microtubule
Source: RefSeq, a predicted model, not a curated record
GUUGGAGGCCAGGCUCCUGAAAUCUUUCUCUAGUCCUGAUUUCCCCCACAGGCCAAAAGCAGAAGAGAUCUUACUGGACCCUCUCACCCCUGGCCCACAUAGGUAAUAGGAUGUAUUGAUUCAGGCAGCUGCUCUCCUACUUGCAUUUACACUCGUGAAAUGCCAUAUAUCACACUGACAUUGGGCUCUUUAUUUGGGGAAAUUUUACAGCCUUUAUUUUUUCAAGUAAACAUUUUAAGCAUUUCAGAAAGAAUUGGUUUUGGAUAACAAGUUUUCUUCUAAGAUAAUAGAAGGUGUUUGAAGAAGUUUGUAUACUUAAGCCAUUUAUCUAUUUACAUUUCAUGCUACACUAACUAAAAUUUUUUUUCUGUUUUUAAAAAGGAAAAUGAAAGAUUGUAUAAUCAAGUAAAAGCUCUUCAAGAACAAAAUAAGAAAAAUGAGGAGCAAGUGUUUAAGGAAAAUCAGAAUUUAUUCAGCGAGUUAGCUUCUCUAAAAGAACAGAUGCACAAAAGUGGUUCCCUGUCUCAAGUAGUUGAAGAUGCAGAGCCCACCAGAAACCAGAGUUUUACAGAUCUAGCAGAGGUACGGGAAACACAGAAAGAAAAGAACAGUCUGUUGGAAAACAUCAAAAGACUGAAGCAAGACAAACAAGCUCUUGAAGUAGACUUGGAAAAAGUGAAGAAAGAAAGAGACCAAGCCAGAGAUCAGCUUGCUUUUGCCACAGGUGAAAAAUUAUAUGAAAUAAAAAUUUUAGAAGAAACACAUAAGCAAGAAAUCUUUCAUCUUCAAAAAAGAUUAGAGUGGUAUGCCGAACAUCAGGACCUUCUAGAUAGAGACACAUUGUGUCUGAAAGAAGCAAACGAAGAAAUUGAGAAGCUCAAACUUGAG